Cuscuta epithymum is the source of this 1603-nucleotide messenger RNA. Lineage: Eukaryota; Viridiplantae; Streptophyta; Magnoliopsida; Solanales; Convolvulaceae. The record is from the annotation of a GenBank genome assembly.
GGAAUGUCGAUUCUGUGGAGAUCCCAUCUGCGGCUGAUAUUCAUUUCUUGUUGAGUAGAAUUCCACUCUUCAAUGGGAGGCAAUUUGAGACAUGGAGCAAUAUGAUGAAGACUAUGCUUAUUUCCCAAGACCUUUGAUAUUUGGUGGAAGGAGGUUACACCACAGAAGAGCUUAGUGUUGAAGAAUUAGUCUAUGUUCAAAAGAAAGAUGCCACGGCGUUGCUUUUUAUCCAGCAAGCUAUAGACGAAUCUGUUUUCUCUUGCAUUGCCAAAGCAAGCAAUUCCAAACAAGCCUGGGAUGCCUUGCAAAAGAAGUACCAUGGCAUUGCAGAUGGACCUUGUUCAGAAAAGCAUGAUUCAAUGGUUUCAAAAGGAGAUUACUGUGAUGCAUCAGAACAAGGACAUCAAGCUAAUGCCCAAGAGCGAACUUCUAGUGUUGGCAGUGCUUUUGGUAGCAAGUCAAAGCACUCAGGGUAUAAUAUUGGGGACGAUUAUGGGGAUUUCAGAAGCAAUAGUUUUGUUUCUAAGAAAUGCUAUAAACGAAAUUCAUACAGUAGAGGUGGCAUAUGCAGGAAUAAUAAAAGCGUUAAUGACAACUGGAGAUGCCACAAAAGCCAAGAUAAUGGGCGGUUUAUCAAAAACCAAGGAUGUAACAACAGUUCUAUGUUUGGUGAUUAUAAAAGUAAGAAUCCAAAGCUUGAAUUGGCUUCUUCAUGGACUAGAGAUGUGAAUAAAUCUAAAGAAGCUUUGGAAGAACUACAACACAAACAACAAAAUAAUAUUAAGGUUGAAUCUCAAGUUGGGAAAUCCUGUGGUGGUCUAGACCAGUUCCGGACAUCUCUUUAUGUUAGUGAUCUUCAUGUGGAUGUAACAGAUUCACAGCUCUAUGGUAUCUUCAGCCAUUUUGGGCAAGUGGUCUCGGCUAGUGUAUGCACAGAUUUCACUAGCCACAAGUCUUUGUGUUUUGGCUAUGUGUCCUAUAGCAACCCAAAGGAUGCAUCCAGAGCGUUGGAGGUGCUUAAUUUCACUCCUUUCAAUGGAAAGCCCAUACAUAUAGUGUAUCCCCAUCAAGAUCCCUCAAUUUUGAAAAGUGGUGCUAAGGGCUUGUUUAUCAUGAAUCUGGAUAAGUCAAUUGAUGACAUGGUACUGCAAACUAUAUUUUCUUCAUUUGGGAACAUUGUUAUUUGCAAGGUGGCAGCUAAUGCAUCUGGUCUGUCUAAGGGGUAUGGUCAAAUAGAAUAUGACAGUGAGCAAGCUAUGCAGAAAGCUAUUGAGAACAUGAAUGGUGCUGUGUUGAAUAGAAAGGAAGUCUUCCUCAGGCCAUUUUGACAGCUAGCAAUGAGUAUUUGGUAGGGGUGGAAACCCAGAACUUAUGCGUUAUUUCUUUUUGGGGAACUUAUCUUAAGCUACUGCUGAUUAAAACUGAACUAGACUUGGGUUAAUCUUUGUAUUGUUGAAUUUGUUAAAUGAUUUUGUUAAGUAUGCAUUAGGGCAUCAUAUGGUAAAGGUCAUGAGUAUCUAUUUGAAGCGUAUAGCUUUCUUAAUUUGUCCUGGAUAGAAUAACUCCCUAAAUGUUUGACUUUUUGUCAACCUUUGAUUUUUUA